GCGCCUCCCGGAGCCGGGUAGGCCAAACGGUUGGGCAGUGCGGAGUGCCGCUGCUUCCGCCCACGCGGUGUGCGCAGGCAAGGCCAGACGCCCACUCGCCAUGUCAGUCGCGGAGGCGGGGGGUGCUUUCCACAGAGCCCGGGGCAGGACCCUGGACGCGUUUCCCGCAGAAAAGGAAAGGGAAUGGAAGGGUCCAUUCUACUUCAUCCAAGGUGCAGACCCACAGUUUGGACUGAUGAAGGCCUGGUCCACCGGGAACUGUGACAGCGGCGGUGACGAGUGGCAGCAGGAGAUCCGUCUAACCGAGCAAGCCGUGCAGGCCAUCAACAAGCUGAACCCCAAACCCAGGUUCUUCGUUCUGUGCGGCGACCUCAUCCACGCCAUGCCAGGGACACCCUGGCGGAAGGAGCAGACGGAGGACCUGCAGCGGGUGCUCGGGGCGGUCGACCGGGAGAUCCCCCUGGUUCUCGUCAGCGGUAACCACGAUGUGGGCAACGUCCCCACAGCCGAGACCGUCGAGGAGUUCUGCCAGACGUGGGGGGACGACUACUUCAGCUUCUGGGUCGGGGGCGUCCUCUUCCUGGUCCUCAACUCCCAGUUCUUGUACGACGCCUCCAGGUGCCCUGCCCUGAAGCAGGCCCAGGACCAGUGGCUGGACCAGCAGCUGAGGGUGGCGGAGCAGCGGCACUGCCAGCACGCCGUUGUCUUCCAGCACAUCCCGCUGUUCCUGCAGAGCAUCGACGAAGACGACGACUACUUCAACCUCGCCAAGGCCGUGCGGAAGGAGAUGGCAGACAAGUUCACCAAAGCAGGUGUCCGAGCCGUGUUCUCAGGCCACUACCACAGGAACGCUGGGGGCACCUACCAGAACCUGGACAUGGUGGUGUCAUCGGCCAUCGGCUGCCAGCUGGGCAAAGACACCCAUGGGCUCCGCGUCGUGGUGGUCACUGCCGAGAAGAUCGUCCACCGGUACUACAGUUUGGAUGAGCUGAGUGAGAAGGGAAUAGAAGACGAUCUGAUGGAUUUGAUGAAGAAAAAGUGAUCGCCCUUUAUGAUCGGUUCGUGUUUCACUUCCAAGGUUUUUUAUUUUGCCAGGAACAGCAGCUGCACACAACCCCUUGUUGAAAUAUAAAAGUAGACCAGGCAGGUUGGUGAAUUUAUGUCCUCCUGUAUAAAUCAGAGAUCUAGGUCCUAUCUUGAAUUAUAUUCCAAAUGGAACUGCACUCUGGAAAUAAUUUUUUUAAAUGGUACUAGACUAUCUCUGCACAGAUGUUUGAAUAAAUUCUCUUAAUGGCGUGUUUCUCAA
This is a messenger RNA of Microcebus murinus (gray mouse lemur), 1306 nucleotides long. RefSeq names its product calcineurin like phosphoesterase domain containing 1 (gene CPPED1). Gene Ontology annotation, molecular function: hydrolase activity. The record is from RefSeq and is a predicted model, not a curated record. NCBI's taxonomy places the organism in Eukaryota, Metazoa, Chordata, Mammalia, Primates, Cheirogaleidae.